AACGGAGUAUUACUGUAGCAACGUUCGUGUGUAUGUGUCUGAUUUAAGGAUUGGUGUUGAUGGCAACACCAAAAAAUGAGUCUGGUUAAUAUGAAGCAGAUAAACGUUUCUGUUAUUGGCCUUUCUGGGACCGAAAAAGAUAGAGGUCAAGUUGGUGUCGGAAAAUCAUGUCUCUGCAAUAGGUUCUUAAGACCUUUAGCUGAUGAUUACUUCAUUGACCAUAUAUCAGUGUUGAGUCAAAGUGAUUUUAGUGGAAGAAUUGUUAAUAAUGAUCAUUUUCUUUAUUGGGGAGAAGUUCAUAAAAUUACAGAUGAUGGAGCAGAGUACACAUUUAACAUAGUAGAACAAACGGAAUUCAUGGAUGAUUCAACAUUUCAACCAUUUAAAGUUGGAAAAAUGGAAUCUUAUAUAAAAAGAUGUACGGCUACUAGAGUUUUUUCUGCUGAAAAGCUUAUGUAUAUAUGUAAAAACCAACUAGGGAUAGAAAAAGAGUAUGAAGAAAAAGUAAUGCCUGAAGGAAGGCUUAGUAUAGAUGGUUAUAUCCUCGUAUUCGACGUUAGUUCAGUGCCAAAUAGAUCCAUAGAAAAACAACUUGAAUUUGUUCAAAAUGUCAUCAGUAUUAUUUUAAAGAAUAAAAAACCUAUGGUAUUAGUAACAACUAAAAAUGAUGAUGCAAAUGAAUUAUAUGUACGCGAAGCAGAAAAAAUAUGUCAACGAAAAGAAUGUAAAGGUCAGGUACAGCUUGUUGAAACAUCAGCUCAUGAAUCAGUAAAUGUGGAUGUGGCUUUUAUUUUACUAGCACAACUGGUCGAUAAAAUAAAAAACAGAAUAAAAAUUCCUUCUUAUCAAGAGGCUUCUAGAUAUAGAAAAGAACUUUUGGAUACACGUUCAGAAGCCGUUACUAAAUUAAUACGGAAUCAAAUCACAGACUAUCGUAUACUUUGGAUACAAGGUUCGAAAAUACUUUCCCAACAUAAAGAAUGGACCGAUUUCAUAAAUAUUUUUGGUAACGAUGCAGGACAAAAAAUAUUUCGACGUCACAUAAAAAAGUUACGUGACGAUUAUUUAAAUAAAAAAUUACAACAGUAUAUUGAAAAAUUUUCUUCUGCUCUGGAAUAUUUGUUGCCAGAUAUAAAUGUACUAAGUACACACGAUGGCGAUAUAUGGGAUAAUGCAAGAAAUUUUUUGCGUAAUCAACUAGAGUUUAACCAGUAUUUCUUUGAUUGCCCACAAGUUUCUUGGACAGAUUUACUUGAUAUGGACGAAGCAGUCACUGACGUUCGCAUUCCAUUCGAUGUAUUAGAAACGACGGAGGCAGAAACAGCUUUUAGAAAUUACGUAAAUUCUGUACAACAGGACAAGAAGAAAGUUGGCUGGAAGCAUCAAUUCAAAUUGCUACUUGAAGAAUCUGGAUUCGUUACACCAGGGAAAAAAUUGUCAGAAGUGCGCGUGUUAUUUAUGGGCCGUGAAUGUUUUGAAGCUCUAUCAGAACAUGAUUGUCAACAAAUUUAUGACAUACAUCAAGAAGAAAUUUUAGAAAAAUGUAAAGAAAAUUUUAUUGAAUUGCUUUUAGAAAAUGCACAAUUAUUUCUACAAUAUAAAAAUAUUGAUAUUAUAACCCAAGAUGAUAUACGUCACAUUACUGAUGUUAUACAAGAUGACUCAAGAUACAAGAUUUUGGAUCGUUUGGAUCAGGAGAGAAGGCUUAUAUUAUUUCAACAUUUGGGUUUUAUACAUUGUCCAAUACGUGAACAUUGUCCAUUCUUUAAUAACUGUAUAGAUAAUUUGAUUGGGGAAGUAUUAUCAAAUAAAUCAUCUCUAAAGAAAAAAUCGUCUGAUAAUUGGAAAUCUCAAAAUGUAGACAAGACGCUUAACUUAUUAAUAGUUGGUUCAGAACAUUUAGCAAGUGAUUUACUAAAUGACAUUCGCAUGUGUACGGGAUUAAAAGGAGAAUAUGUUUUCGAAAACCAAACAUAUUUUUUAAACUACCGCAUUGCCAAUGGAGACAUGGAAGCUUUUAAGGCAAUCGAUGUGACAUCAAGUGGAUUAAUUUGCGUGUACUCCAAUCAACAAUCUUUUGAAACCUUGAAAGAUAAUUUAGAACGGACUUUAUUAUGUAAUCUAGAAUUAGAAGAUAAAUUUGAAAACUUACCAAUUGUUUUGGUCUACCAACCACAAGAUUUAAAGGAAAAUGAAAUGGAGUAUUUACGGAAUGAGGGUGUAAGACUUUCUGAAUUGUUACAUUGUGAUUUUAUUGACCACAAUCAAAACCACCAAAAAUAUGUUUAUGAUAUUCUAAAUAUCGUGAUAUUUUCUUUAAAACUAACUGAAAUAAAAACAUAUGAAACAUAUCCAUCUAAUCAAGUUGAUUUACGUAUUAUUGUCUGCUUAUUUUGUGGUGAUGAAUAUAAUAUGGAAAAUAUUUUAAGUCCAUUAAUUGAUGAAUCUACGAUAACUAAAACUGCAGAACAUUUAAUUAUAAUUGAUAUGUUUAUUGGCGAUUCAAAAAAACGGGUUGAACUAAUUAUUACUUCAUAUCACGGCAUCAAUCAAUAUCGUGAUGAAUUAAUACAUGGAUUUAUAUAUUUUUACUCGGCUAAACGUCGAUCAUCAUUAGCGUAUCUUAAUAUUUUAGCUUCACAAAAUUCUAACAUACCUGUGCAAAUAAUCGCAAUAACUGAACUAGGAGGUGCAAAUGCUUUCUUUAAUAGUGACCUUUGUCAAUUUCUUAUUACGGAAGGUAAUUCUCUUGCAGAUAAAUUAAAAGGAAGCUUUAUGACUUUUUCUGCAGAUCAGUUUGUAAAAUUCGCUUUUUAUAGCCCAUUUCUUAAGAUUGCAUGGGAUAAUAAAUAUGAAACUGAAAAUUUACAUAUAGAAGAGUCAAUUACUAUAGAUUCUGGCGAAGGAACGUUAGAAAAUUCUAUUCAUCAAUUACCAAGGCCUCCUCCACGCCUUGAAAGUUACAUGUUAUCCAGCACGAUGGGAACAGAUGGUUCAGGCAGUGAAAAUUAUGAAAUGCUUCCAACACGUUCUUUAAAUUCAUUAAAUGAUGGCAGCGAAAAACCUUAAAUCAUAAAUCCAAAAUGACUCACCGUUUAAAAUACCAGCCCAAUGAUACAGCAAUUGCAAGACCUAGUAAUAUCGUUUAUGACGUUGAUCUACAACAGUUUCUUCUCCCUUGGCUAUUAAAAAAAGGAAAGGAAAUUGGCUCAAAUAAAAGUGAUUCCAAAGCUUCUUAAACAAUGAUACAUAUAAUACCUGCAGACACGUUAUACCUAAUCACAAAUUAAGCUUUAAAACAGGACAUAAGGUUAUUGAGCAAGUCUACAAGAUUUGCCAAAGAAAUAUUCAGUACAUUUCAUGA
Teleopsis dalmanni is the source of this 3364-nucleotide messenger RNA. RefSeq names its product rho GTPase-activating protein 190 (gene RhoGAPp190). The transcript has 9 exons. Gene Ontology annotation, molecular function: GTP binding; GTPase activity. Bases 76 to 3069 code for a protein of 997 amino acids. NCBI's taxonomy places the organism in Eukaryota, Metazoa, Arthropoda, Insecta, Diptera, Diopsidae. The record is from RefSeq and is a predicted model, not a curated record.